CACAGACACUCCCACACAGACACUCCCACACAGACACUCCCACACAGACUCUCCCACACAGACACUCCCACACAGACACUCCCACACAGACUCUCCCACACAGACACUCCAACACAGACACUCCCACACAGACACUCCCACACAGACACUCCCACACUGACUCUCCGAAACUGACUCUCCCACACAGACACUCCAACACAGACACUUCAACACAGACACUUCCACACAGACACUCCGACACAGACUCUCCGACACACACUCCCACGCAGACAAGUGCAUUAACACAAGCAGACACUCUCACACUACACACUACCACCACUACAUAUUCCUGUACAGAGUGAGUUUUAAACAGUUUGACUUUCUUAUUUUCUGCCCGUUCUCUCAUUCUCUCUCCCACUCUCUCUUCUCUCUCUUCCAUCUCUCUUCUCUCACUUCCAUCUCUCUUCUCCCUCUCUACAUCUUGCUCCCUCUCCUCCUCCUCUCCUCCCCCUCUCCUCUCCUCUCCCUCCCCCUCUCCCUCUCCGUUCUCCAGACCAUAACAGACACCAGCCCCAUGCGUCGGUCCACCUCCUCUCUGGUCCACGGGCGUUCUGGCAGGGAGAGGGGGGUGAGGCUGGAUGACUACAGCCUGGAGAGGGUAGAAGGAGAGGGGAGGCAUGGUGGGGGAGCAGGAGGGGGACAACGCAGGGACAGGAGGGAUAGGAGCCACCGCACCUCUCAGAGGUCCCUGACCAGAUAUACAGACGCAGACACAGGGUUGGGCACAGACCUGAGCACCACCACCCAGUCUGGAGAACUCCCCCCCAAAGAGCGUGAACGUGAACGCGGUCGAGCCAAAGACCGCAGGCACCACCAUCAUCACCACCACCACGGUGGCUCCAUGGAGAAGGAGGGGCGCUUCGGGCCAGACAGACACGGGCCAGAGUUCACCCACAGACACCCCCACGACCAGGGGGACAGACACUGGUCCCGCUCUCCUAGUGAGGGGCCCGACGGACGGGGCCACAGACAGGGCAGUAGCUCGGUGAGCGGCAGCCCCGUUCCCUCCACGUCCGGUACCUCCACCCCCCGCCGUGGGCGCCGCCAGCUGCCCCAGACCCCCGCCGUGCCACGCCCCCACGUCACCUACUCCCCAGCCAUACGACACCCCAAGCCCACCUACGGAGCAGGUCCCCCUGGACGACUCCGCUCCCCCUCCCCCCGACACUUCUCCCCCCCGGAGCACGACGGAGGGGGGUAUCACCGUCCGCCAUCGCGUCACGUUUCCCCGCUUGAGCACGGAGGGUCGAGGCACGGGUCUCCGAGAUCGGCCCGGCACCAGUCGGGGUCUCGUUCACCUCCGCCCCACCAUGGGUCACCCCGGUCCCCCCGCCACGGGCGCUGGAGCGGUCCCCCUCCCGGGGAUAGUCUGGAGAGCGAGGGCGGCCCAUUCUAUGAGCGUGACUGCGAGUACGAGCGCCAGCAUGAGCCGCCCGCCUACGAGCAGAGCCUCAGCAACCCACAUCCCCACGGCAACCCCCACCCGCACGGCAACCCGCACCCACGCUCCCCCAGGACUGCCCGGCACGGGGGCGGCGUGGGCCCACCACCUCCACUUGCUCCCCCUCACCCCCGACGAGUCCCAAAUGGUUACCGCUCGUCUUCGCCCUCCCCGCACCGGCGAGGGCCCCCACAUCAACACCCCCAUCCAGGGGGACCACCCCACCGGUCCCCCCCUCAUCACCGGGUCCCCCAUGGAGGCCCCAGAGGCCCCCGGAAGGGCCUGCACGAACCCUACAGCGAGACGGACGAGGACGACUGGUGCUAGCACAGCGAAGGAACAGAAGAACGAGGGAGGAGAGGAAGAGAGGAAAAGGAGGGAGGAGAGGAGUCUCUCCGUCUCCCCCGUCCUCUGUUCUUCGUUAUGCAGACUUGAAUGAAGGGUAAAGGGAUGCAGAAAGGGGUGAGGAAAGGAAAGGAGGAGAGGAGAAUUUGGGAGAAGUCUCUCCAUCCCUCUACCUCCACCCCUGAGACUCAGACUUGGAUGGAAUGAUGAAGGAUGGAGGGAUGGUUAGAGGAGAGGAGGCACACUGUGUGAGUGUGUGAGACUCUAAACUCAGAGCAAACAUGACAAAGAGAGACAGCUAUAAGGCAGAACUACGCACCUCUCCUCUUCUCCUCUGUCUCAACUACCAUACCCAGAGUUCUCAGCGUGCCCAGGGGGGAGUGGACCGAGGGAUGGUGGAGAGGUGGAGAGGGAAGAAAGAACAAAAGAAUGAAAGGAAGGGAGGAGCAUGUGUAUUAAGUUACAAGUGGCCAAUGAAUAGUAAAUAUAAGCUCAUCUCCCAGACUGUUUAGGAGAUAGGUGGGUUAGUUAAGUUAAGCUAAACCUGGGUGCUCUUGCUGUUCUGUCAUUCUAUUCUACUAGCCUGAUAAGUGUUAGGAGCUAACAGCUAAACGCUAGCUAGCUAACACUGCUCUUGGUCUAACCUAGACGGACAUGUUUAAAAGAAAAAACAAGGAAAACCCAUGCCAGGACCCCCUAUCCUUAUACACGCCAAGCUAUGCCUCCAGAAAAAUCUAACUUGAAGACUAAAGAACAGAAAACAAAAACAAACUUUGAAAAAAAAGAGGAGAAAAAAAGGGAGAACAACCACUUUAACUUAAACUUUCCUUAAAGGGACUGGACUAGAACCAGGAAGCUCCGCCUCUACUGCAAAAACCAGCCAAUGACAGAGCUGGCUGAUAUUUGAUGAGUUUUAUCAUCUCCUGUUUACUGUUACAGACUCACGAAAUGCUGACGACGGACCUGGUGUGACCUCACUUCCUGUGGGUGGGGCCUAGUGUGACAUCACGUCCUGUUCCGGUGGGUGGGGCCACAGGGGAGGGGCUGGGGGCAGAGUCAUGGACCCUUAGGGGGCGUAGUUUGUUUGCCCCCACUAUCUUCUCUCCCCCCUUCCUCUCUCCUCCAUCCUGCCGAAAAAGAAAGGACAGGAAAGGAAAAUGAUGGGAGGAGGAGCGGAAAGAAAGAAGGGAGGGAAAAGACGAUUUCUUCAGUAUUUCUUCUAUCGAUUACUUCUUCUUCUUCUAAUUCUUCUUCUUGGACAUUGGAGCUUGGUUCUUCUGUUGCAUUCGCUCAAGCCUCUGUUAAUCCGUUAUGAUGCAUGAAGGAAUUUAACAACAACAAAAAUACCUAGAGAGAAAAUCUACUGUUGGGGAUAUGGGGGCAUAUUGGGUUUAUCGAACAUUUACAUUUUAGGUUUUGAUUGAAGAAGUUCUCUUUUUCUGACUCUCUCUCUCUCUCUCUCUCUCUCUCUCUCUCUCUCUCUCUCUCUCUCUGACUCUGUCUAUCAUCAUGCGUUUGUUUAUUGGGUAAAUAUUUGUUCUAUAUCACCCUAAGGAUCCGAUGGACAACCUUUUUUAAGUUUGAUUUCCGCCCAAUAGGGUUUUAAAGCUACCAUUUUCUUAUCUUGAAAGUACUCCUAAGUUCCUGAGAUACUCCUAAAUUUUACUAAGAUAUUCCUGUUGUACUAAGAUAUUCCUAAAUUGUUUUGAGGAAUAAGUAAGAAUUGAGAGAGCUGUGAGGAGAGAGAGAGAACUUCAACCUCUUUAAAUAAGUGAUUUGUAUUGUUAAUAAUGACGAUGGUCCUAUAAAUACUGAUAUCAAUGUCAAUGCAAAACGAUGAAUGAUGAUAGUUGUUUGCCGUAGAUCUGUUGUCAUGUUUUUUGGAGUUUCAAUCUGCUGUGUCAUCUA
Molecule: messenger RNA, 3733 nt
Organism: Salvelinus fontinalis (brook trout)
Lineage: Eukaryota; Metazoa; Chordata; Actinopteri; Salmoniformes; Salmonidae
Product: voltage-dependent P/Q-type calcium channel subunit alpha-1A-like
Exons: 3
Coding region: 554-1807 (417 amino acids)
Source: RefSeq, a predicted model, not a curated record